AUGCCAUACUGCGCGCAAUACUGCUUCGUGACUGGCGGCGAUUCCUUGACAAACUGUCAACUGGGACUUGAUGAGUGCAUAUGCGCUGAAAGUACGGAUGACGUCCUGCGUGCGGUUAUGAAGACAUGCGUCGAAAUCAAGUGUGACAUUUGGCCUAUUUUCGCCGAAUUCUGCGUCACAGAAGGUUACCUCGACUCUUCCGAAACGGCGCUGCCUAGUAGUAUGACAGCUACAGCCGAUCCGUCAACUGCAACAUCGGCGAUAAUGACAAACACUCCAUCAACCACAACAUCUGUAAUGGACAUGACGGAAUCGACAGCCCCCGCCGCAGAGUCCGAUUCUUCGAGCACCAAUGAUGAAGACGCCUCCUCUUCGAGUAGGCUUUCUCCGGCUGCGAAGGCAGGCAUUGCGAUCGGGGCUACUCUGCCAAGAAUAGUAGGCGCAGUAUUACUCGCUCUGUGGCCUUAG
Colletotrichum aenigma is the source of this 468-nucleotide messenger RNA. RefSeq lists its product as uncharacterized. The transcript has 3 exons. The record is from RefSeq and is a predicted model, not a curated record. The coding region runs from base 1 to 468 and encodes 155 amino acids. NCBI's taxonomy places the organism in Eukaryota, Fungi, Ascomycota, Sordariomycetes, Glomerellales, Glomerellaceae.